Messenger RNA from Xiphias gladius (swordfish), 4105 nucleotides. Its product is annotated as ephrin type-A receptor 4-like. The transcript has 19 exons. The record is from RefSeq and is a predicted model, not a curated record. Gene Ontology annotation, cellular component: plasma membrane; neuron projection. Gene Ontology annotation, biological process: cell surface receptor protein tyrosine kinase signaling pathway; axon guidance; protein phosphorylation. Lineage: Eukaryota; Metazoa; Chordata; Actinopteri; Istiophoriformes; Xiphiidae. Gene Ontology annotation, molecular function: transmembrane-ephrin receptor activity; ATP binding; protein binding. The coding region runs from base 1 to 3288 and encodes 1095 amino acids.
AUGGAGCCGCUUCAGCCAGCGCGCAGAGCCAAAGGGGGGAACGCACGCUGCCACGCUGCACACAUGGCUGCAAAUUUAUGGCGAAUAUUUUACACCUUCAUUUGGAUAAUAACACUGGCUUCAAGUUCGAGGACGAGGAUUUAUCCACCAAACGAAGUGACCCUGCUGGAUACCAGGACAGUGCCAGGAGAGCUGAAAUGGGCAGCCAGUCCUUCAGAGGGAGGGUGGGAGGAGGUGAGUAUUAUGGAUGAGAAGAACAUCCCCAUCAGAACAUACCAGGUGUGUAACGUCCUAGAGCCCAAUCAAAACAACUGGCUGAGGACAGACUGGAUCCCUCGUUCCGGCGCUCAGCGGGUCUAUGUUGAAGUCAAGUUCACACUGAGAGACUGUAACAGCCUACCAGGGGUCACUGGCACCUGCAAGGAGACAUUCAAUCUGUACUACCAUGAGUCAAAUGAAGACAGAGAGAGCUACAUCAAAGAGAGCAGUUUCAUUAAGGUGGACACUGUGGCAGCAGACGAGAGCUUCACCCAGGUGGACGUUGGAGACCGCAUCAUGAAACUGAACACUGAGGUGCGAGACGUAAAGGUCACGACCCGGAAGGGCUUCUACUUGGCCUUUCAGGAUGUUGGCGCCUGCAUUGCUUUAGUUUCUGUCAGGGUUUUCUACAAAACCUGCCCACUCACCAUCCGCAACCUGGCAACUUUUCCUGACACCGUUACCGGGGCUGAUACAUCCUCCUUAGUGGAAGUCAGGGGAUCUUGUGUCAACCAAUCAGAAGAGAGAGAAGAGCCUAAAAUGUACUGCGGAGCAGAUGGAGAGUGGUUAGUUCCUAUUGGUGGAUGUCUCUGCAACCCAGGAUAUGAAGAGACGGGGGGGGCAUGUAAAGCCUGUUCUGUUGGUUUCUACAAGGCCAAGUCUUCAGAUGCAGGAUGCUCCAAGUGUCCCCCACACAGCCACUCACUCAGUGACGGGGCAACUGUCUGUGACUGCCACUCUGGAUUCUUCCGUGCCAACAGCGACCCCCCUUCCAUGGCCUGUACUCAGCCACCUUCAGCUCCGCAACAGCUCAUCUCAGUUGUGAAUGAGACCUCGGUGGUCCUGGAGUGGGCCCCCCCUCGCCGGCUGGGAGGACGAAGUGACACCAGCUACAGCCUGGAGUGUUUCAUCUGUCAAACAGGGAGUCAAACAGGCAGCCACAGUCAGACUGACGGUAAAGCCCUCCCCAGGAAUCGCAGCGUCUCCCACAUUGAAGCUCAGCGCAGUGGCUUUGGGAUGCAGUCAGACCAGGGGAUUGUUGGAUCUGAAGUCCAGUCAGGGAGAGGUGUUUUACAGAGCAGACCAGUACCUGAAGAUUACCCGAGACUUGGCUCUGGCUCCAUCUCCAUCUCUCAGCUCUGCCUGCCUUGCAGCUCCGAUGUGCUCUUCUCUCCCGGCCAAACCGGCCUGAAGACCACCAGGGUGGUGGUUAGCGAGCUGAGGGCCCACUCGCACUAUACCUUCAUCGUCCAAGCGCGCAACGGGGUCUCCCAAGACAGCGGUGCAGGGGCAGCUCAGAGUGUGUCUGUCACUGUUACCACCAACCAAGCUGCUCCCUCUCCGGUGUCAUCCAUCCAAGCCACUGAUGUCACCAGGCACGGUUUGUCGUUGUCAUGGCGACAGCCGGAUCGACCCAACGGGGUCAUCCUGGAAUAUGAGGUCAAGUUCUAUGAAAAGGAUCAGAGAGAGAGGUCUUACCGCAUAAUGAGGACCUUCUCUCGCAGCGUCGAUGUCACGGGUCUUAACCCCCUCACUGUGUACGUGUUUCACGUGCGUGCUCGUACAGCUGCCGGAUACGGAGAGUUCAGUGCUCCAUUUGAAUUUUCCACCAAUUCAGAUCCCUUCCCUCUGAUUGGAGAAGGAGUUAACUCAGCCUUCCUGCUGCUGUCUGUCAGCGGGGUUGGAAUUUUACUGCUGAUAUCUGCAGCUGUCUUCAUCAUUAGCCGCAGGAGGAGCAAGUACAGUAAAACAAAGCAGGACUCAGAGGAGGAGAAACAUCUUAACCCAGGGGUCAAAAUCUAUGUGGAUCCGUUCACCUAUGAAGACCCCGAUCAGGCCAUCCACGAGUUUGCCAAGGAGAUUGAUGUUAGCAGUAUUCACAUUGAGAGAGUUAUUGGCAUGGGAGAGUUUGGGGAGGUGUGCAGUGGUCGGCUGCGUGUGCAGGGAAAGAGGGAGAUUUACGUGGCCAUCAAGAGUCUGAAGGCGGGAUACUCUGACAAACAGAGGAGGGACUUCCUAUCUGAGGCCUCCAUCAUGGGACAGUUUGACCAUCCGAACAUCAUCAGGCUGGAGGGUGUCGUCACAAGAUGCAAACCAUUGAUGAUCAUCACAGAAUACAUGGAAAAUGGAUCCCUGGAUGCUUUUCUUCGUAAACAUGACGGCCAGUUCACGGUGAUCCAGCUGGUCGGCAUGCUGCGAGGCAUCGCCUCAGGUAUGAAGUACCUGUCAGACAUGAGCUAUGUUCACAGAGACCUGGCAGCUCGAAACAUCCUGGUCAACAGCAACCUGGUGUGUAAGGUGUCGGACUUUGGCCUGAGUCGGGUUCUGGAGGACGACCCAGAGGCUGCCUACACUACAAGGGAGGGCACUGGGACUUACCUUUCCCCUGGAGGGAAGAUCCCCAUCAGAUGGACGGCCCCAGAGGCCAUAGCCUACAGGAAGUUUACCACAGCAAGUGAUGUGUGGAGUUACGGUAUCGUCAUGUGGGAGGUGGUUUCAUACGGCGAGAGGCCCUACUGGGACAUGAACAACCAGGAUGUGAUUAAAGCGAUUGAAGAGGGCUACCGCCUGCCUGCUCCUAUGGACUGUCCUGUGGUGUUGCACCAGCUCAUGUUAGACUGUUGGGAGAAGGAGCGAGCGGAGAGACCCACCUUUGGUCAGAUACUCAACAUGCUGGAUAAACUCAUCCGUAACCCCGGGACUCUGCGCAGGACAGGAGGGGACAGACCCACACCCGCCAUGCUUGAGUCAGGGGUGGGUUCAGAGGUGUGUGUAUCAGUCAUACCAGAGGUAUGUGUGCCCGAGUGGUCGGUGUGUGAGUGGCUGCAGUCCAUCGGGUUGGAGAGGUACAGAGACACUCUGGCAGCAGCAGGAUACACCAGCCUUGACAGUCUACUGGCUAUCACACCCCAGGAGAUGGACAGACUUGGAAUAAUCACAGCGUCCCACCAGGACAUGCUAAUUGCUGGUGUGCGGCAAGAAAUGCUGUCUCAAAUGCAGCACAUGCAACACACAAUGGUUCCAGUCUGAACCGCAGAACGGAUACGAACCUAUUUUGAGAAGAAUUUCAUUUACCUCAUUCAUGCACUUUAGAGGGACUUUUCACCAGUGGAAAUACAAGGAGUGGAUUAAAGUGAAAAUACUAAGUGUGAAGAAGAGAAAGAGAGAAAAGCAGCACUUUUGUGAACUUCCAUCCUGUGGAGUUUUCUGAAAAAAAAAAUGAAAAUAACAUGAUCUGGACGUGGCCACAGAUAGCAUUAAGCUACUGAGAGCUUAGACUGAAGCCUCAUCCUCUUACCCAACUCUAUUUUUCAUUAUUUUAUUAUCUGUUGUUGUGAAGGCUGACAUGUAAGGCUGUGCAUAAGCAGAGUGGCUUCCAACUAUUUUUCUUUCGCUGCUUUGGGCUUGACUUGAAUAAAAUGUGUUUCGUGUUUGCUCGUAUGUCUGCGUGAGUGUGGGUGUAUGUGUGGGUGUGUGUGUGGUGGUGUGAGUAGCGUGAAUCCACACAACAUGGAAAUUCCCUCGUCAAGACGUCAGCUAUCUUUGAAAAUUCUGAAUAUGCAAAGUUGACUGAGAGAGUGGGAGGGGCCGGACAGAAUGUACCAUUACAAGCUCUUACUAGUUGCAUACUGAGAGAUCAUACUAACAAACUAUGUGAUUUGCUUGUUUUUUUAUUCAUUUUUUUUAUUUUUACUGGUAUGAAUUAUUGUUUCUGUUGAAUUAAACAUUUAGAUUAGUAUGUUGUCCAUCUGUGUCUGUGUAUAUGUCUCUUGUUUAAUGCUAAGAAUUAACUACAUGAAGCAUUUUGUUUAUUUAUGGUCUUUUUUUAUCUAGUUUGUACAUUGUA